AUGAAAACCAAGCAAAAGGAUGCUUUGAUACGUGCCAAAGAGCGGCUUCUCAAAUCUAUACCAGAGGAUCAACCGUCUUCGACUACCCAUCAUUCCAGCCAUCCAGUACCUUCAAAAAACACUGAAGUGGAAGUCGAUUCCUCACCUCCUGUCGAUGCUUACAGUUUUGCUAGGGCCAGAAGGGUUAAACCUUCACCUUAUCCUACCAGAACUUCGAGAAACGCACGACUGUCAAAACCCAAACCUGCCGCCCCCAACAAAGGUGCAAUUCCUUCAUCCGAUCCACCACAGAAGGUAAUGGUUCAGUGUGGCUUUGAGAUAAGAGUUGGCGGUAAAUUCCAGCCUAAGCUUUCCGAACCUCGAACCCCUCACUGGAUUGAAACAGGAAACAUCAACUCGCACAACAUUUUACUCAGCGAACUUUGCCAGAAAUAUGUUGGUCACGACCUUGGGGGAUACGGUUCUUUUUCUAAAAAUCACUUUCCCUUUUCUAAACUCGGAUCAAAAGUUGCUGGAGUAGACGACCAGGCAUCAUUUAUAUUCCAUCUUGAGCAGAACAAAUUUAUUGAUCUCAUCUUUAACUAUGAUGCUUACGAUAAGAAGUGCUUGAAAGAAGAAGAAGAAUAUAGUCAAUCGGAUUCAGAAUUAGAGACUCUUGACUCCAUACGUAUUAUUAAUCCCAAAAAGAAUCCUAGACUUCCUCUUAAUACUCCAACUAGCUACACUAUAGAAUCAAAUCUGGACGGAAAUAAUAACCAGGUGUUGGAUAAUGCUAGUAGUUUAGGGAUUGACCAGUCUGGUAUUUAUAGCGGUCAAACCACUCCAGCAUUCUUUUCAUCUCUCUCCUCCGUUUCGGAUCGGUCUCAAAUCCAAAUGCUUCCAAAUCUGGCGGUCCAAAGGUGCCCACCAUGGGUGUUCAAUCCAAUAAUGGAUCUGUCAAAUUUUUCUUGGGAUCGCUUUGGUUCGACCAACUUGUCAACACUUUUCACCGAUCAAAAUGGACUAGGUUGGACAGAAGGCAUACGACUCGAGCUUGAUCCAAAUGGGAUUGACAUGUUCCGUCGACUAGUACAUUAUAAGAUCCACGAGACAGAAGUGAUUUCUGAAAGUGAAAAGGGAAGAGUUGUUAAAGCCGAUCUUUUGGACACCCCGAACAUCCACUCGAUGAUUGUCAAAUGCUCUACUAAACGCCAACAUCCAAGUCUGAGCCACCUACCCUUUCCGAUAUACCGAGCAAGAUCUUAUGCUGCUGCUCGUCAAUUCUUGGCGUUAUUCACCAACUCUGUUUUAACAUCUUCUGUGGCUGCAUCCGAUCUGAAAAAUCUUGCACAGAACUUACGUAUUGUACAAGCCUUUCCAAUGUAUCCCGAUCCUCAACAUCCUGAAAGAUCAUAUUCAGAUUUCCCUGAACGAGAGAACGAUGUGCGCGCAAGCUUUGAAGCCGAUCCAAAAAAGGUAUUCUUUGUCGAGGAAUACAUCACUGGAACUUGGAAAACCCUCUUGGAUCCAGACACUUUCAACACUCGACUUAAUGAUUACUCACCUGCAAUAGAUCACUUGAUGGAGGCCUUUCAACAUUGGACAUACAACUAUACAAAAGGACAAAUCGUGGUAACCAAUCUGAAGGGUGUGGCGCCAGUUAUGAGCAAACCCAAAAUAGUGGACUUGAACCGAGAGUAA
Messenger RNA from Puccinia graminis f. sp. tritici CRL 75-36-700-3, 1680 nucleotides. Its product is annotated as alphaK I13. The transcript has 3 exons. Gene Ontology annotation, biological process: protein phosphorylation. Bases 1 to 1680 code for a protein of 559 amino acids. Gene Ontology annotation, molecular function: protein serine/threonine kinase activity; ATP binding. The record is from RefSeq and is a predicted model, not a curated record. NCBI's taxonomy places the organism in Eukaryota, Fungi, Basidiomycota, Pucciniomycetes, Pucciniales, Pucciniaceae.